Striga hermonthica is the source of this 1488-nucleotide messenger RNA. The record is from the annotation of a GenBank genome assembly. Lineage: Eukaryota; Viridiplantae; Streptophyta; Magnoliopsida; Lamiales; Orobanchaceae.
AUGGCUCGAAUGAUCUCGAAGCCCCACAACAAUUUCUUCAAUUGCUCAUUUGGCGCGAGCACUUCAACAUUUAGGACUUAUGCCAAGCACCAUCAUUCGAAGAGCUUUCUCUCUGAGCGAAGAUUCAAGCACAGAGUCUAUUGCUGUGUAAAGGAGACGGAAAGAGAGGACGCUGCCCAAGCAAAGAGAAUUUUGAGUGGGCUCGAAGUGAAUGGUCAGUUGGAGGAAGAGGAGAGUGUGGGAGAGGAAGUGGGCCUCUAUCGGGAUUGGCCGCCAUGGAAAGAUCUUCCCCAGAGAUAUAAGCUCAUCGGGACUACGUCCUUGGCCUUCGUCAUUUGCAACAUGGACAAGGUGAAUUUGAGUAUCGCUAUAAUUCCAAUGUCGCAUCAAUUCGGAUGGAAUGCUUCUGUGGCUGGAUUGGUGCAAUCUUCAUUCUUCUGGGGUUAUGCUCUUAGUCAGUUGCCUGGUGGAUGGCUUGCAAAACUGUUUGGCGGGAGUAAAGUUCUUGAGGUGGGUGUCCUUGCCUGGUCGCUGGCCACAGCCUUGGUUCCUAUAGUUGCUGGUUUUAUGCCUGGACUUAUAUUCUCUAGGAUUUUGGUUGGAAUUGGAGAAGGCGUUUCACCAUCUGCUGCCACUGAUAUGAUUGCCAUGUCAAUACCAAUAGAAGAGCGCUCUCGAGCAGUAGCUUUUGUUUUCGGUGGUUUGAGCGUUGGUAGCGUUCUGGGGUUAUCAGUAUUUCAGUUUGUUAAAGAAGAUCGGCGUCCAUUUAGAGAGGCUUAUCUAUCAUGGCCUCAAUCUGGCCCUAUGAACAAAUCAUGGAAAUCCUCCUUGGAAGAUUUGGGUGGCUCACUGAAGGAUAUACCUUGGAAGGAAUUUUUCAAAUCUAAAGCUGUGUGGGCAAUGAUAUAUACUCACUUUUGUGGAAGUUGGGGUCAUUACACCUGCUUAUCCUGGCUUCCUACAUAUUUCAGUGAGGAGUUGGAUCUUGACUUCACUGAAGCUGCAUGGGUCUCAGUUCUUCCUCCAUUAGCUUCAAUCUUUGUCACGGGCUUCGCAUCCCAAUUUGCUGACAGCAUGAUUGCAAAGGGAGUUGAAACCACAGUGGUACGGAAAAUCUGCCAAACAAUUGCAUUCCUGUCUCCCGCGACUUGCAUGAUUCUUUCCUCUGUCGACUUAGGACUGAGUCCUUGGGAAGUUGUUUCAAUUCUUACAGGUGGCUUAGCUCUAUCUAGUUUUGCUUUAUCAGGCCUAUACUGCACCCAUCAAGACAUGUCACCUGAAUAUGCAAGUGUUCUUUUGGGCAUUACGAACACUGUUGGAGCAGUCCCUGGAAUCAUCGGUGUUGCUCUCACUGGUUAUCUUCUUGAUUCGACCCACUCAUGGGGGUUGUCAUUGUUUGCGCCAUCAAUCUUCUUCUACAUUACUGGUACGAUUGUAUGGUUGACUCUAGCUAGCAGUAAACCACAAACCUUCGAAAAGAGUGAUUGA